AACAAACGGUCAGUCGGCGAAUUGAGUGGGUUGUUGUGGUAGCAUUGUGGCGACAACGUAUUCAUCGUUAUGGAUCAGCAACAGCAACAGCAACGGGAUUCAUCGUAUUCGAAUUACGAGGCUUUCCGCAAUUCAGGGCAACCAGGUGGCUCCACUGUCCAUAUUGUCGAUGUAGCAGCCGGCCAGCAGAGACCGGCAAAUUUUGUGCAGCCCGAUGAAGGUCGUUCUGGCGAACCACAAUAUCGCGGUCUCAAGACAUCGGAAAGCAAGCCGCUCGGUUGCAUGGAAUGGCUGGUCACGGUGCUGUCGGUGCUGGUGUUUAUAGUCACCAGUCCCAUAUCCAUAUUCAUAUGCUUCAAGGUUGUGGCCGAAUAUGAGCGAGCCGUUAUUUUUCGGCUGGGACGGUUGAGUGGCGGCGCUCGGGGACCGGGAAUGUUCUUCAUAUUGCCCUGCAUCGAUGAGUAUCGCAAGGUGGAUUUGCGUACGGUGACAUUCAAUGUGCCCCAACAGGAGAUGCUUACCAAGGAUGCUGUGACGGUGACUGUCGAUGCGGUUGUCUAUUAUCGCAUCAGUAAUCCCCUAUACGCAAUUGUCCGCGUGGAGGACUACAGCACAUCGACACGUCUGCUCGCUGCCACCACGUUGCGCAACAUUGUCGGCACACGCAAUCUCUCCGAGCUGCUGACCGAACGCGAAAUGUUGGCCCACAAUAUGCAGGCGACCCUGGACGAUGCCACAGAGCCCUGGGGCGUUAUGGUUGAACGUGUGGAAAUCAAGGAUGUAUCGCUGCCCAUAUCCAUGCAACGUGCCAUGGCCGCUGAAGCGGAAGCGGCUCGUGAUGCCCGCGCCAAGGUGAUCGCUGCCGAAGGUGAAAAGAAGUCGGCAGCAGCCCUAAAGGAUGCUUCAGAUGUGAUAUCCUCUAGUCCAUCUGCCCUACAGUUGCGUUAUCUGCAAACGCUGAGCAGCAUAUCAGCGGAGAAGAACUCAACCAUUGUGUUCCCCUUGCCCAUGGAGCUGUUAACACCGUAUUUGGCCAAUUAUAUGCCAAGGAUGCAGCUGCCACCGAAGCCACAGUUGCCUACAAUUCCAUCGACAGAUGAAUAAGGCCGAUAUCGAUAUGAACAACAAA
Drosophila grimshawi is the source of this 1129-nucleotide messenger RNA. It is a transcript of the gene Mec2, whose product is annotated as stomatin-4. Gene Ontology annotation, cellular component: plasma membrane. NCBI's taxonomy places the organism in Eukaryota, Metazoa, Arthropoda, Insecta, Diptera, Drosophilidae. The record is from RefSeq and is a predicted model, not a curated record. The transcript is spliced from 4 exons. Bases 70 to 1104 code for a protein of 344 amino acids.